Messenger RNA from Eruca vesicaria subsp. sativa (arugula), 567 nucleotides. Lineage: Eukaryota; Viridiplantae; Streptophyta; Magnoliopsida; Brassicales; Brassicaceae. The record is from the annotation of a GenBank genome assembly.
AUGGCUUCGCCAAGCAAACGCCGAGAGAUGGACAUGAUGAAAUUGAUGAUGAGUGAUUACAAGGUGGAUACAAUCAACGACGAUGUGCAUAUGUUCUAUGUCACUUUCCAUGGCCCCACUGACAGUCUUUAUGAAGGAGGUGUAUGGAAGAUCAAAGUGGAACUUCCUGAUGCUUAUCCUUACAAAUCUCCUUCUGUUGGUUUUGUCAACAAGAUUUAUCACCCCAAUGUUGAUGAGUCUUCCGGCGCAGUUUGCUUAGAUGUAAUAAACCAGACAUGGAGCCCAAUGUUUGAUCUUAUCAAUGUGUUCGAGUCAUUCCUUCCCCAACUGCUUCUAUAUCCAAACCCAUCUGAUCCUUUCAAUGGUGAAGCUGCCUCUCUCUUGAUGCGAGACCGUCCUGCCUACGACCUCAAAGUCAAAGAAUAUUGCAAGAGAUAUGCUAAACCAGAGGACAUAGGAGCACCCGAGGAGAUCUCAAGUGAUGACGAUGAUGAUGAUAGCAUGAGUGAACGUGGUUCAGACUCUGUUGAUGACAACGAUGAAAUUGCUGGAAAAGCUGAUCCUUGA